CCCUCCGCCUCCCUCGCCGGCUGGGGCGGUGCGUGCGGGGCGGUCCGGCGAGGAGGCGGGACACGUCGGCGCUAGAACCACAGUCGCCGCCGCCGCUGCAACUCCUGUUCCAUCUGCCGCUUCCUGGGGUGAGUCCGUCCGAGGUCCCGGCGGCGCCAGGUGCGUUUCUCCAGCCGGGCUUCUGCCUGCGUCCGCCGCCGCCGCCGCCGCAGCUGUUCCGGGCUCCCUGCCCCGCUGCCGAGAUGGCGACGCGCUCCUGCCGGGAGAAGGCUCAGAAGCUGAACGAGCAGCACCAGCUCAUCCUGUCCAAGCUGCUGAGGGAGGAGGACAACAAGUACUGCGCCGACUGCGAGGCCAAAGGUCCCCGAUGGGCUUCCUGGAAUAUUGGUGUGUUUAUUUGCAUCAGAUGUGCUGGGAUACAUAGAAAUCUUGGGGUUCAUAUAUCCAGGGUCAAGUCAGUCAACCUAGACCAAUGGACACCAGAACAGAUACAGUGCAUGCAGGAUAUGGGAAAUACUAAAGCAAGACUACUCUAUGAAGCCAAUCUUCCAGAGAACUUUCGAAGACCACAGACAGAUCAAGCAGUGGAAUUUUUCAUCAGAGAUAAAUACGAAAAGAAGAAAUACUAUGAUAAAAAUGCUAUAGCUGUUACAAAUAUUUCUUCCUCUGAUGCUCCCCUUCAGCCUUUGGUAGCCUCUCCUUCUCUACAAGCUGCUGUUGAGAAAAGCAAAUUGGAGAAAGAAAAGGAAAAAAAAAAAGAAGAGAAAAAGAGAGAAAAGGAACCAGAAAAGCCUGCAAAACCUCUUACAACUGAAAAGCUACAGAAGAAAGAAGAUCAGCAAUUAGAACCUAAAAAAAGCACCAGCCCUAAAAAAGCUGCAGAGCCGACUGUUGAUCUUUUAGGACUUGAUGGUCCUGCUGAGGCACCAGUGACCAAUGGGAACACAACUACAGUGCCACCCCUGAAUGAUGAUCUGGACAUCUUUGGACCAAUGAUUUCUAAUCCUUUACCUGCAACUGUCAUGCCCCCAGCUCAGGGGACGUCCUCUGUACCAGCAGCUGCCACUGUGUCUACAGUAACAUCUGGGGAUCUGGAUCUAUUCACGGAACAAACGACCAAGUCAGAAGAGGUGACAAAGAAACAACUCUCCAAAGACUCCAUCUUGUCCUUGUAUGGCGCAGGGACCGUGCAGCCACAGAGCGCUCCUGGUGUAUUUAUGGGACCCACAAAUAUACCAUUUACCUCACAAGCACCGACUGCAUUUCAAGGUUUUCCAUCAAUGGGUGUACCUGUGCCUGCAGCUCCUGGCCUUAUGGGCAAUGUGAUGGGACAGAGUGCAAGCAUGAUGGUGGGCAUGCCCAUCCCCAAUGGGUUUAUGGGAAAUGCACAAACUGGUGUGAUGCCACUGCCUCAGAAUGUGAUUGCCCCCCAAGGAGGAAUGGUUGGACAGAUGGGUGCACCCCCAAGUAAGUUUGGACUGCCUCAAGCUCAACAGCCCCCAUGGAACCUGUCCCAGGUGAACCAGCAGAUGGCUGGCAUGAGUAUGGGCAGUGCGAGCCCUGCGCUGGGUUUUGCCCAGCCCCCCAGCACGACAGCAGGAUGGUCUGGAAGCUCAUCGGGUCAGACUCUCAGCACACAACUGUGGAAGUGAGGACUGCACACGAGUUUCAUCCAGAGCUACCACCUACAUUCCUUGCUGAAAUGCAUCUAGUUCCCCUGUUUAUUCAUGUACAUAUAUAUUUUUUCUUUUUCCCCAUUUGUUCACAUUAAGAAUUAUCUGAUUGACUGUGUUGGUUUGUACUGAUUAAAUUUGAUGUGAUGAAAAGCAGGUUGAGAAACUAUUUCAUGUCCAGGGCAGCUUUGCUCAUAGUUCUCAUAACUUCAUAAACCACAUUUGAGAAGCUGCAAAGUCAACUUGCAUAAUCAGUUUUACUCAGUAAAAUUAUAGCUCUAAUGUUUGCAUAUAAGGAAAAUAGUUAUCAUGUUAGUAAUACCUCUAACAGUAUAAACCCCACCCCCAAAUUAGCCAGUAAUCUUGUAGGAAGGUACUGUAUGAUCAAAUGGUUAAUCAUAAAUAGAAUGUAAAUGUAUCACUGAGCACUGUUUUCUAGUGUAUCAAAAUUUUUAUUUCAUCAUUUCCUUCACUGUGCUAUUGUUAUGAUGUGCUUAACAGGGAACGUGGUUAGUGAAAGGAAGAUAAACCUGGAUGUUACUGUAAAACUUAGUUUAACAAAUAUUUAAAGAAUUUGAAUUUUAUCUGCCUCUUGUAAUUUGGAUCUCCUCUUAUGUACAUAGUGCUAAUAUGACGACCUUUCUCUGCACUAUAUGCAAACAGGGUAACUAAACAAAGCCACUUUCAGUCCUUGAAGGUAUAUCCAGGUUUAUGACAGUAAUUGUGUUUACAUUUUAUGGUGCCUAGUAUUGACAAAAUGUUCUAUCCCUAUAUUAAAUAGAUGGAUCCAUAGACUUUUUUUGUGGGUUUCAUUUCCUACAGUAUAUACUGCCACCAACCUUACAUAAAUUAAUGUUGCUAAGUCAGGAAUUGGGGACAAAAUACUUGUCAUCUGUUUCUAAAACCUGUUCAGUUCUACCAAUUAUAAGGCCAAAUGGGGAAAAAAAAGAAAAGUAUAUAAGAUACUAAAAAUGGUACCUGCAGUGUCAUUAGCUGUACUGUACAAAGAUCUUCCAGUUUAGUUGUGGAGAAAACAUGCAGAACAAAUGAAGACAGAAACACAUUUUAUACCAACUGAUUAGCUUAUGUUAACUGACAAGCUCUGUUUAAACAGAUGUCCAUCAGAUGUCAAUAAAGGCUGUUGUACUGAAGUAAAA
Messenger RNA from Myotis myotis, 2830 nucleotides. RefSeq names its product small ArfGAP 1 (gene SMAP1). NCBI's taxonomy places the organism in Eukaryota, Metazoa, Chordata, Mammalia, Chiroptera, Vespertilionidae. The transcript has 11 exons. Gene Ontology annotation, molecular function: metal ion binding; GTPase activator activity. Gene Ontology annotation, biological process: regulation of clathrin-dependent endocytosis. Bases 243 to 1652 code for a protein of 469 amino acids. The record is from RefSeq and is a predicted model, not a curated record.